This is a messenger RNA of Frankliniella occidentalis (western flower thrips), 1113 nucleotides long. Lineage: Eukaryota; Metazoa; Arthropoda; Insecta; Thysanoptera; Thripidae. The record is from the annotation of a RefSeq genome assembly.
AUAAAAUUUAAAAAAAUUUAUUUAAACCCAAUUAUAAAAAUUUUAAGUUCAUCUUUAAUUAAACUUCCAUCUCCUAAGAAUAUUUCUUUGUUUUGAAAUUUUGGAUCAAUUUUAGGAAUUUGUUUAAUAACGCAAAUCUUAUCGGGACUUUUCCUUGCAAUACACUAUGUUCCUAAUACUGAAAUAGCUUUUCAAAGGGUAGUUCAUAUUUGUCGAGAUGUAAAUAUAGGAUGAUUUAUACGGAUUAUUCAUGCUAACGGAGCUUCAUUCUUUUUUAUUUCUAUAUUUAUUCAUAUUGGGCGAGGAAUUUACUAUGAAUCCUUCUACUUAAUUCAAACGUGAAACUUAGGGGUAAUAAUCUUUUUAUUAACUAUAGCUUCAGCUUUCUUAGGAUAUGUUUUACCUUGAGGUCAAAUAUCUUUUUGAGGAGCAACAGUUAUUACGAAUUUGUUAUCAGCCAUUCCAUAUUUAGGAACCACUCUAGUUUACUGAAUUUGAGGAGGAUUUUCAGUUGAUAACGCGACACUUAAUCGAUUCUUUGUUUUUCAUUUUAUUUGCCCAUUCAUUGUUCUUGCAUUAGUAAUUCUUCAUUUAUUUUUCCUUCAUUUAAAAGGAUCUAGAAAUCCACUAGGAAUUUCUAGUAAAUCUUUCAAAAUUCCAUUUACACCUUACUUUUUAAUUAAAGAUAUUAUAGGAUUUAUAUUUUUUUUUUGUGCGUUAUUUUUUAUUACUAUAUUUUUUCCUUAUUAUUUAGGUGAUCCAGAUAAUUUUUCAAUUGCUAAUCCUAUAGUUACACCUUUACAUAUUAAACCUGAAUGAUAUUUUCUUUUUGCCUAUGCAAUUUUACGUUCAAUUCCAAAUAAAUUAGGAGGAGUAAUUGCUUUAUUAAUAUCGAUUUUAAUCUUAUUUUUUUUACCUUUAUUAAAAAAAAAUAAGAUUAAACAAGGUAGACAGUUUAAUUUAAUUAAACAAAAUCUAUUUUGAAUACUGAUUAGGAUUUUUUUUUUAUUAACAUGAAUUGGAGCAGAACCCGUUGAGGAUCCAUUUAUUAUUACAGGACAAAUCUUAACAAUUUUAUAUUUUUCUGUGAUAAUCAAAUUCCCGAGGCAGUAA